Prorocentrum cordatum is the source of this 1929-nucleotide messenger RNA. NCBI's taxonomy places the organism in Eukaryota, Dinophyceae, Prorocentrales, Prorocentraceae. The record is from the annotation of a GenBank genome assembly.
AUGCGCCGUGCAGGCAGCGAGCUCGAGGCCCUGGCUGGCGGCCUGGCCGCCGUGGCGCUGCUGUCCGGGUGUUGCCUGCGCCGCUACGCGGAGCGGGGCGUGAACCGGCUCGCCUUCCUGGCCUCGGUCCUCGGCGCCACGCUGGGCCUCAGCGUCAUCGCGGUGGUCCCCUACGACGUCUGGGCGUCGCUGGCAAUCGCGGAGUCUCAGCGGACUGGCAGCACCUCCGAGCUGCCGGCCAAGGAGUCGAUCGGCCACUGCUGGGCAGCCAUCUAUUGGGCGACGACGUUGCUGUGCUACGUAGUCUGCCCCGUGCUGAUGGAGUUCGAGGCGUCGGGCGAUUUCACCGUUCGCGCCAAGCUGCGCACGUCGCUGCGGCGGAACGCCGUCUACUACGUGUGCCAGACGGUCGUCGGAGCCGUGGUGCUCGUUUGGCUCAUACUGACGGGGGAGGUGCAGGGCAGCCUCGAGGGCUUCUGCAUCGCCGCGUCCAACGCAUGGGGACUGCUGCUGCUGACGGUGCUGAUGGGCUACGGGCUGGUGGCCGUGCCUCGCCACAUGAUCCAGCUGGCAGACCCCGCGGGACAGCUCCGCAAGCUGUACGCGCAGACCGCGGCCAGAGACGAGGCCCGCCUCAGCUGCCUGUUCGAGCUGCAGGACCUCAUCCAGCAGGUCCGCGCCGCCCUGGCGAUGCGCGACCAGACGGAGCCAUGCGCCGAGGAGCUGGAGCUGCCGGAGCCCGCCAGGAGCGCGGCCCAGGCCGCGCUCGGGACGCUGCACCGGAGCCUCAGCAAGUGCGAGAGGCUUUACCAGGACCUGAACAGCAGCAGCGCGCCCGUCGCCGCCCCCGGGCGGGCCGCCACCUCGCUCCCUGCCAGCCCCGCCAGGGCGGUCUCUUCGGCGGAGCUCGAGGAGGGAGGCGCGGAGGAGCCCCUCGCUGGGGGCCGGGGGGCCGGAGGAGGCGGGGCGUUGCUGGAGCGGAGGCUGCGGAACGCGGCCGGCGGCCUGGAGCGGCUGGCGGAGCUGCACAGGUCUCUGAAGGCCGCUGGGCUCGAGGCCAGGAGGGCGGCGUGCACCUGGGAGAGCCACGUGCACAGGUGCAUGUUCUUCGAGGACCUCGAGGGCUCCCAGUUCAAAGCGGCCGCGGAGCUGAUGGGCUGCGCUCCGCGGCCUGGACUGGCGCAGGGCUGCUGCAGCCGCACGUGCCUGCGGCUGGGCCAGUGCUGGCUGUCCGCCGUCGCGCUGUGGCUCCGGGCCUUCCGCGCGAGGGCGCUGCGUGCGGCCGGCUGGCUCUGCGGCGCCAUCAGCGCCGUGAUCGUCGUGGGGCAGCUUACCAUCUUCAGGAGGGGCUGGUCGCUGUCGCUUCUGUCGCUGCUGUUCCGGCAGGACUGCGGGCCGUGGUGGACUCAGGCAUUCUGCAUCGUGCCGCUGGGGUACAUGACCUACACGGUCUACUUCAGCAUCUUCAGCUUCAGGAUCGGCGGCUGGUUCGGCCUCUACACGAACCACAGCACCGAUACGGGGAGCCUCCUGUGGUGCGCGUCCAUACUGGCACGCCUCUCGGCGCCGCUCUGCUACCACUUCCUCCUGCUCAUCCGUGUGGAGGGCACGACGUUCCAGGACUUCAUGGGCGCCAUGAACGUCGUGCCCGUGCUCGGCGAGUCUGUCAACAGCUACUUCCCGCUCCUCGUCGCGGUGCUGUGCUGCCUCAAUUUGCUGAAUGUCUACGCUCGGAUCAUGCAGUGCCUCAGCUUCGGCACGGUCGAGCUCGACCUGGCGGCGGGCGGCGACAGAGAGCACCCCCUGUCGGAGGGGAGGCAGCUGAUUGAGCGGGAGAGGCGCCGCAGGGCCGAGGAAUGCGCCAUGGAGCUGAAGGACCGCAGCGAGCCCGGGCCGCUGGCCGCCCCGCUGGCCGCGCCGGCGGGCUGA